AUGUCGAAUCCCUUCACCACAAGAAUGGUUGGAUGCACUCUCACACACCAGAUCUGGAAAAGGCUGGAAGAUCACUUUGCAUCUCAGAUCAAGGCCAAAGUGAUGCAGCUGAAGAACAAGUUGAGCACGAUCCAGAUAGGUACGUCAGUCACUGAGUAUGUUCUGUCGAUAAAGAGUACUAUUGAUGCGUUAGCCUCUGUUGGUGAACCAAUAAAGGAGAGUGAUCAUGUUAAUGCAAUCUUACAUGGUUUGACUGAAGAAUAUGGAAAUGUCAUGACCUCUGUGUUAGCAAUAUCCACUAGCAUAACAGUAGGAGAGUUGGAAGCACUGUUACUAGCUCAUGAGAGCAUGUUAGCAAGGUUUAGAAAAUCUGAAACCCUUAUGCAAGUAAACAUAGCUCAACACUCACAGUACACACAAGCUCAGUCCUAUUCUCAGAACUUUGGAGGUAGAGAAAAUUUUAGAGGUAACUCUCGUGGCAGAACAGGAAGAAUGUCUCGAGGAGGCAGAAGAACAAUGCAAGGAGAUGGCAGGCCACAAUGUCAGGUCUGUGAUAAAAUAGGACACACAGCCAAAUUCUGCUGGUACAGAUAUGACAAAGAACAGUAUGAAGAUACCUACAAUAACAAUAAUCAGAUCACUCAGCCAAAGACAAACUAUAGCAAUGUGAUAACAACUCCUUCAACUGUGCAAGAUCCAAACUGGUACCCGGAUUCAGGAGCUACACAUCAUGUCACUCAUGAUGUACAGAACCUGGUGGAGAAGGCAGAAUACACAGGGAAUGAGCAAGUUGUCAUAGGAGAUGGUUCAGGUUUACAUAUUCAUCAUGUUGGAAAAAUGUGCUUUAACACUGAUUUGAGUUCUAAAUUGCUGCUUCUAACAAAACUGCUUCAUGAAAGUAAAGAACUCCUCCUUCAAGGGAGUGUUGAUAGAGGCUUGUAUAAGUUUGGGGACAUCACUACUGCACACACACCCUCAGUCUACAUCUCUUCACUAACACAGUCAAAUAAAUUUCUGAUUUGGCAUGCAAGAUUAGGUCAUGCAAAUCCAAGUGUAGUGUCAAAAAUAUUUGGGGACCUGCACCCCUGCCAGAUAGCAGUAAAAACUGGUACUUUGUGA
Messenger RNA from Arachis ipaensis, 1119 nucleotides. The record is from RefSeq and is a predicted model, not a curated record. Lineage: Eukaryota; Viridiplantae; Streptophyta; Magnoliopsida; Fabales; Fabaceae.